Molecule: messenger RNA, 2389 nt
Organism: Siniperca chuatsi (mandarin fish)
Lineage: Eukaryota; Metazoa; Chordata; Actinopteri; Centrarchiformes; Sinipercidae
Gene: pstpip2
Product: proline-serine-threonine phosphatase interacting protein 2
Exons: 14
Coding region: 16-1227 (403 amino acids)
Biological process (GO): actin filament polymerization
Cellular component (GO): cytoplasm; plasma membrane; actin filament
Molecular function (GO): actin filament binding
Source: RefSeq, a predicted model, not a curated record
AGUCACCAGAACUAGAUGGCUACAAGUGCACUUGCAGACCAUGCUGACGUCAGGAGUGACAGAACGUCAUCACUGCGCAUGCGUCAGUUUGACCGGCAGUUUGGGCGGAGUGCACAGCUCGCGUGCACAGCCCUCAGCUGUCACUGUGCUUUUAUAACACAGUCAGCUAACAGACCUGUUGAAACGCUGCUCUCCGGUCCAUUUCACACAGUUAUGAAAAACCUUCAUUUCAAGGAUUUCUUCUGGAACUCUGACCUGAUCUGCACUGGUGGCUAUGAUGCUAUCAUCCAGUAUCUCAAUGAUGGCAAGAGGACAUGCAAGGAGGUGGAGGACUUCAUGAAAGCCAGGGCAUCAAUUGAAGAGAAGUAUGCCAAAGACCUCCUUGGUUUGUCCAAGAAGGUUUGCGGACACAAUGAGAUGAACACAUUAAAAAGAUCCCUGGACAUGUUCAAAUUACAGACUGAACAUGUGAGUCUAUCACACUUACAUCUGGCACAGAGCAUGAGGGAGGAGGCCAAGAAACUGGAUGAAUUCAGAGAAAAACAAAAAGAAAUGAGGAAAAAGAUAGAACAACAGAUGGAUGCUCUCCACAAACAGAAGUCUUCACAGUUCAAGAAGACAAUGGAUACAAAGAAGACAUACGAGCAGAAGUGCCGAGAUAAAGAAGAAGCAGAUCAAAAUGUUAACCGAAACACCAACACCAACAACACCAAGCACAUAGAGAAGCUCUACUCAAAAGCACAACAAGCAAAACAGAAUGCAGAAGAAGCAGACAGGUUAUACCACCAGAAUGUGAUCACAGUGGGAAAGAUAAGAGAUGAAUGGCUGAAGGAACAUGUCAAGGCCUGUGAGAUGUUUGAAAAACAGGCAAUGGAGCGUAUUAACUUUCUGAGAAACACAGUCUGGACUCACCUCAACCAGCUAUCCCAGCAGUGUGUGACCAGUGAUGAGCUGUAUGAGGAAGUGAGGAAAUCACUGGAACAGUGUGAUGUCCAGGAAGAUAUUGAACACUUUGUAAACCUCAGACGGACCGGUGACAAACCACCAGCUCCAGUUCUGUAUGAGAACUUCUACAGUGGUCAGAGGUCUCCAACUGGAGCUCCACCCUCUCGACAGCCUCCACCAAUCAUCAGAAGGGGGCCAUUACCUGAUCCAACAAACAACAGUAGCGAUGAUACAAUCUACUCAACAGUGCAGGACGCAGGGUACAGCGUUAUCCAAUACUAACACAUACAGAUCAGCUGGUGGAGUUAUUGUACAUCCUGUGCAGCGAUGGAGCUUUGUAAUGGACAUAAAGGUUACAUAAGUCUCAUCACAUCCCCCUUUGUGAUUUACUGUAAAAAUAUGGUCCAUCCAUAUUUUUAGGUGAGGUUUUGUGGUAUUUUGAACAUAUCACAGUGUUACAGACAGCACAGUAAAUGUCAUUAUUUUAUUCUUAGGUUCAAAACAGGCUAAAAUGAGGACUUUUGCUCAGUAUUUUGAUGAAAAGGACAUUAUGUAAAAUUAGAUAAUAAACAUAAAACAGUAACAUCCAGCUAAUUACUGUGUAAACUUAAGUCAUUUCCACUGUCCAGAUAGAGAGCCUAUUUAUUAUCUACAUGUUUGCAAGGUGCUUAUCUUCUACAUAAUUGUAUCUUAAUUUAUCUUCAGUUUUGUAUUUAUUUUUGUGGAUCUACAUUUUUCUCACAUUUUAAAUAGAGAUUCAAAAAGUAAAGUGUCAUCUGCUUACUUGUUUUCAUUUCCUCUUAGAUAUGAGUAGCAUGGCAGCUGACAGGGAUCUUAAGGCUCACACACACUUAUAUCUACAGUGUACAGUACUUCAUUUUGCCAGUUAAAGUCUUGUUCUUUGUCACUCAACCUGCCUGUUACCAUUUUGACAGUCUUGCUAAGUUCAUGUGCUAAACAACAGGGUAAUUUUCUAUUGUAAGAAAGUUAGAAGUUAGAAUCAGAAAUCAGAAAUACUUUAUUGAUCCCCAAGGGGAAACUCUUUUGUUACAGAUGCUCACUCUCAGGUCAAUGCGCACAGGAAUAGAAGUACUAAGCAAAUCAAAAUAUAAUACACUAUAAUACAGGCAAGAUAAAUUAAGUACAAAGUGGAUUUAAGUAUAAAAUUAAAAGAUUAAGCUAUAUGCCCUAGAUUGACAUUCAAGUCAUUAAAACGCAUGUGUGAUGACACUGAGUUCUUGAGGAGGAUUGUUGGAAUAUGUGCACAUGGAUUUUGCUUUAUUUAUGUUAACAACAAAUCAUUUGUAGAAAUUGCUACAACAUGUGAGUAAGUUUGAAACUGCAGACGUAAAGAGCGAUUCAGUGGUAUUUCACUGUGCAGCUGACCUGGAGUUAGUUUUGUAUAAAUAAAAUGACUGUUCUUCUCAGUACUUUAACUAUGAAA